AUGGACAGCUGCAUGGUCAUUGAUGAUGAUGAUGGUAGCCCGAUGCGCCCAUCGAACCCAGAAAAAAGAGUCAUUAAAAGGCCGCCCGGUCCGCCCUCAAACUCGUGCGUUGCGGAGGAGGUUGAGUUGCAAGUUCCGGACUUUUUCCGUACCGAAACGCAAACAUCCAGUAUCAAAAUGCACGUUUUAUUCAGUUGCGUCCGGGAACCCGAACGCUCAACACCGAGUAAACCCGUUUACGAGAUGCCGUGGAUUAAAUCAUGUUUAUGUAAUCAGGAAAAGAAAAAGUCUCCCGAUAUAAGUCCUCCUCUUCAUCUAUUACUAAAGAAAGUUGUCAAUUUCAACGAAUUUCAUUUCCUCGUCUUGAAUAUUGUAAUUUACCUCCAUAAAUUGGUGACCCCGACGACUGAAAUGCCAAAUACGGAAUCAGAAAAUUCUUCUAAUAGUACUUCCGCAAAUAUUAAUUUCAAGCUGCCCGAAUUUUGGCCGAAUGACUUCCUCGUUUGGUUCACACAAAUUGAAGCAAUUUUCGCUACAAGAAAAUUACCCUCGGAUAAAAGCAAAUACAAUAUCUUGGUGUCUUCGAUCUCGUCAGAACUUGCAACUGAAGUACGUGAUAUUUUGCUGAAUCCUCUUGAACAAAAUGCAUACGAUACAUUGAAGAAAGUGAUCAUUAAACGAACGACUUUAUCUGAUCAAUCCAGAAUUCAGAAACUUCUACAUAUUGAAGAACUAGGUGAAGAAAAGCCGUCUCCUUUACUCAGAAAAAUACAACAACUGCUAGGCGAAAAAGCAACAACAACAGAUAAAUCAUUUAUAAAAGAAUUAUUUCUUCAGAGAUUACUCACCAAUGUCAAAACUGUCCUUGCCGCAAUGGAUGAUUCUUCCAGUUUGGAAUUACAAGCUGAAGUUGCAGAUAGGGUUAUGGAAGUAAAUACGGAAAUUCAGGUUGCUUCUACUUACCAGCAAAAAAAUGAAAUGGAUACCUCCUUUCAACAUCCUUGUCAAUGCCAGAAAAAUAACCUUGCAUUGUCAAAAGACAUCAAUGAAAUUAAAGAAAUGCUAAAAUCAUUAAACAUUGCUUCAAGAACUCAUCAAACUAGACGAACAUCAAUUCCAAAAUUUCAAAGUAGCAGAUCGCCAACACCGCCUCCAUCGCGUUACUGUUACUACCAUUCACGUUUUGGAAAAAAAGCUCAAAGAUGCAAUUCACCUUGCUCAUGGUCGGAAAACUUGAGAACCGGCAAUUAG
This is a messenger RNA of Ceutorhynchus assimilis (cabbage seed weevil), 1251 nucleotides long. The record is from the annotation of a GenBank genome assembly. NCBI's taxonomy places the organism in Eukaryota, Metazoa, Arthropoda, Insecta, Coleoptera, Curculionidae.